Corylus avellana is the source of this 2747-nucleotide messenger RNA. It is a transcript of the gene HYP1, whose product is annotated as hyperosmolality-gated Ca2+ permeable channel 2.3. Gene Ontology annotation, cellular component: plasma membrane. The record is from RefSeq and is a predicted model, not a curated record. Gene Ontology annotation, molecular function: calcium-activated cation channel activity. Lineage: Eukaryota; Viridiplantae; Streptophyta; Magnoliopsida; Fagales; Betulaceae.
GUAUUUGUUGUCGGUUAGGCUCACUGAAUAGCUGCUUGGUGGGAAACAUUUAUGGAAACAACCAACCAAGAGAUUCACAGAAGCAGGCCACUUCUGCUGCUUGUGCAACAUCUGGGUUUGCUCAUUUUCUCACUCUUCAAAUUUUAACAAGUUUUUUUGGUCUUUAGGGAUUCUGAUUGGAUGCCCUUGCCUACUCUUCCCAAGUGGAUGUUGAGUUAUUGGUUUUGAGGAGUUCAAAGAGUGAAUUCAAGCUUCUUUUGGAGGAAUGAUUCUUUCAGCUCUCUUAACUUCUGUUGGGAUCAAUCUUUGCCUUUGUUUUUUGUUUUUUGUUCUGUAUUCUAUACUGAGGAAGCAGCCAGGUAACAUCACUGUCUAUGCACCACGCUUGGUUGCUGAAGGAGAAACGCAACAGAGAGGUCAAUUCCACUUGGAAAGUUUAUUACCAACUGCUGGUUGGGUCAAAAGGGCAUGGCAGCCCUCCGAAGAAGAACUCUUGUCGGACGUGGGCCUGGAUGCUGUGGUCUUUAUGCGUAUUUUUACCUUCAGUUUGAAAGUUUUUACUGUUGGUGGGAUUGUUGGGAUCUUUGUUCUUCUUCCAGUUAAUUAUUUGGGAGAUCAACUGAGUCAUGAUAUUUCUGAUUUGGCAAGCAAGUCUUUGGACUCAUUCAGUAUUUCAAAUGUUACCGAUGGCUCAAACUGGUUAUGGAUUCACUUUUGUGCUGCAUAUCUCUUCACAGGAGUUGUCUGCUAUCUUCUUUAUUACGAGUACAGAUAUAUUUCAGCAAAAAGAAUUGCUUACUUUUACUCUUCCAAACCUCAGCCUCAUCAGUUUACAAUAUUAGUACGUGGUGUCCCUGUCCCGUCUGGGAGUACUUGCAGUGAAACUGUUGAGAGCUUCUUUACAGAGAAUCACCCUUCUACCUAUCUUUCGCUUUCAGUGGUUCAUCGAAGUAGCAAACUUCAGGGUCUUAUUAGUGAUGCAGAGAAGCUCUACAGAAGGAUUGCCCACUUGAAACUGAAGAAUCAUACUCCACAAGAGUUCAAGCGUGAUGGCUUUUUGGGACUUUUUGGACGCAAAGUUGAUGUUUUAGAUUAUUACGAAAAGAAGUUGGAAGAUUUGCAAGAUAAUUUGAGAUUAGAACAAUCUUCAUUAGCAGGGAAGGAAGUUCCUGCUGCCUUUGUGUCAUUCAAGUCACGGCUUGGUGCUGCAGUAGCAUUACACAUCCAACAAGGAGUCAAACCUACAGAGUGGCUCACUGAGCGAGCUCCUGAACCUCAAGAUGUUCACUGGCCUUUCUUCUCUGCUUCUUACACAAAAAGUUGGAUCUGCAAGCUGGUGGUGUUUAUUGCAUGUGUUUCUCUUACAAUUCUAUUUCUUAUUCCAGUUGUAUUAGUUCAAGGUCUUACUAAUCUUGAUCAAUUGGAGACCUGGUUCCCUUUUCUGGAAAGCAUACUAGAUCUAACCGUUGUCAGUCAAGUGAUAACAGGAUAUCUUCCAAGUCUCAUUCUUCAGAUGUUCCUGUCUUUUGUGCCACCCAUCAUGAUAAUGUUUUCCUCCAUCCAAGGAUAUAUCUCUCACAGUCGAAUAGAAAAAAGUGCAUGUAUCAAAGUAUUGUGGUUUACUAUAUGGAACAUUUUCUUUGCAAAUGUACUAUCAGGAUCAGCUCUCUACCAGGUCAAUAUCUUCCUUGAGCCCAAAGAGAUUCCCAGCGUACUAGCUGAAGCUGUUCCGGGACAGGCAUCAUUCUUCAUUGCCUAUGUUGUGACAUCUGGAUGGACGAGUCUAUCAUCAUCAGAACUCUUUCGAUUGACUCCCCUUUUGCGCAGUUACUUCAAAAGAGUAUUUACUGGAAAAGCUGGUGAUGAAUUUGAGGUUCCAUCAAUUCCUUACCACAGUGUAAUUCCCAAGAUUCUCUUCUUUGGACUUCUUGGUGUAACAUACUUCUUCCUUGCUCCUCUAAUUCUGCCAUUUCUCUUGGUUUACUAUUGUAUGGGAUACAUCAUCUACCGCAACCAGCUAUUGAACGUGUUUGCACCCAAGUAUGAAACUGGUGGAAAGCUUUGGCCUAUAGUGCACUAUUCAACAAUAUUUUCUUUGGUACUGAUGCAUGUUAUUGCUAUUGGUAUAUUUGGGCUUAAGAAGGUUCCUUUAGCUGCCAGUUUAAUUGUUCCUCUUCCAGUUCUCACACUUCUUUUCAAUGAGUACUGCCAGAACCGGUUUUUACCCAUAUUCAAAGCCUAUCCUCAAGAGUGUUUGGUAAAGAAAGAUAGAGAGGACCUGAAUGAACCUUCCAUUGCCGAAUUUUAUAAAGAAUUAGUCACUGCAUAUAAAGGUCCAACCCUGAUGCCAAUCCAAUACCCCGGAAGCUCUGAUGGGCGCAACUCUCCUCUUCUUCUUCAUGCUGCUCAAGUCUGAGUGUUUUGUCUGCUUUUAUUGAGUUUGCGAUCAUUGUUUGUAGAUUAUGUCAUCUUGUGCAUUAUAUUUUCUGUGAGGAGACCGUUGCUUUGGUUGUAGGCAUUCUCAUUACAUUAAUUUUGUCAGCCGAAUAAGUUAACUGUCAUAGUUAGUUGAAGUUAGUUAAACUGUCAGCAAGUUGAACAUCAGUUAAUUAAAACAGAGUGCAACAGCAGAUGAGCAGUCAGAAUUGGUUUUAAAUUUUGUUACUUCAUUUAUGUAUUACAUUUUUGUAAAUUUUGUUGCAAAUAUGGCGUAAAUGGGCAUUCUCAUUGCAUUUUCUUGGCUGCUU